UUUGUAAAGGUGUUGUAGGUAUGUGAAUUAUCAAAAUAUUGAAAUUUUUUGAAUUUUAAGACUUGGCUCUCAGUUUUCACUUUAUAUGCUAUUCAGAUAGUGUUUUAAAUAAUUAAUGUAGAGUUUUAUUAUUAUAAAUAAACACAUACAAUGGCAGGCACAUAUUAUUUUGUAAUUGUGGGUCAUUCCGAUAAUCCUAUCUUUGAAAUGGAUUUUGUUCCAGUAACCAAAGAAAUAAAGAAAGAAGAUAACAGACAUUUGAACCAAUUUAUAGCACAUGCAGCAUUGGAUUUAGUUGAUGAACAUAUGUGGAAAGUUACAAACACAUACCUUAAAUCUGUAGACAAAUUUAACCAGUGGUUUGUCUCUGCAUUUGUUACUGCAAGCCAGAUGCGCUUUGUAAUGGUACAUGAUGCAAGAAAUGAGGACGGCAUCAAGAAUUUCUUCACAGAUGUAUAUGAAGCUUAUAUAAAGUUAAUGUUGAACCCGUUCUACAAGGAAGACACAGUUAUUACACUUCCCGCCUUUGAGAAGAAGGUGCAAUUACUGGGGAAAAAGUACUUAACAUAGUCCACACUUGAUUAUGUGUUUGGUGCACUCUUAAAAGACUGACAAUUGGACAGAGUUUAGUGUAACUAAUUUAUUUAAGAUUUAUCCUCCUAUUUAGUAAUAUAUAUUAUGUUUGUAAAAGUGAUAAAAUAUCCAAUCUAAUGAAAAUCAUACACAAGAUACAAGUGAGUGUAUUUGUAAGAAAUGUAUUUUAUUGUUAAAUUGUAUAUUCAGUGUCAACAGAUUAAGAAACUGGCCCAAAUACUGAAACAUCUUUCUAGUUCUUAAGAGCUACUCAACUAUUUGAGAGAUUCUUAAAAUACAAUUUGGUAAUUACAAAGGUGAAAUUUAAGAUUCCCCUGCCUAAAUGUAUCUCAAAUUAAGCGGAACUUAGCAGCUACUUUUAAUAAAAAUGGCAUACUGAAAUGACACUCAGUAAAUGAUAGCUAUAAUUUACUACUUAAGUUAGUUGAGCAGCCUUCAAAUUUAAGAGUGGUCACAACCUAUCUCAAAUUCAGUUGUGUUAUUUUUAAGUGGAAAAAUGUUUUAUUCUCUUUCCUCACUUUCCCAUGACAAAAAUACUAUUUGUCAUCAUACAUUAAUAAUGAUGUACAGUAUUUUGGUGUGGAGUCAUGCUGCUGACAUUGAUAUAGUGUUUGCUCUGCAAAAGAGAGCUGUUCGUGCUAUAUAUCAGCUUGCUUAAAGACAGUAUUUCAUAGUGAAAUAUAAAGAAAUAAAUAUUCAUUGUCUGUUCAUUGUUAGUACAUUUAUGAAAAUUUAAUAUACGUUUACAAAAAUUGUUACCUUUUGACUUUCAUUAUAACACUAGAAAUAAGGGAUUGCCUCUAACUAAUUCUAGUAGACUUGAUAAGAUACACAAUAGCUUUAAGGGUAAAUGUAGACACUUUUAUAAUAAAGUCUCAGGCAUUAUCUAUAAAUAAA
Messenger RNA from Leptidea sinapis, 1491 nucleotides. It is a transcript of the gene Trs20, whose product is annotated as trafficking protein particle complex subunit 2. The coding region runs from base 151 to 570 and encodes 139 amino acids. Gene Ontology annotation, biological process: endoplasmic reticulum to Golgi vesicle-mediated transport. The transcript is spliced from 3 exons. The record is from RefSeq and is a predicted model, not a curated record. NCBI's taxonomy places the organism in Eukaryota, Metazoa, Arthropoda, Insecta, Lepidoptera, Pieridae. Gene Ontology annotation, cellular component: cytoplasm; TRAPP complex; nucleus.